AUGUCAGAAUUUGUAGGGCCCAACAACAUGAAUAAUCUGUAUUGGAUGAAGGAUAAGAUUGGUUUUUUAGUGCAAAGGAAGAACUUAGGGGGUAAGGAAGCUCCGCAUACAAUAAGUGUUGGAGUAAAGUAUCAAUGGAAGCCAAGGGCUUGCCAUCACUGCCAAAUAUUUGGUCACUUUGACUCCCCAUGUCCCUCAUUUGCAACUCAGAUUAAUACUCCAACUACUGCUAAUCUAGAUGCAUCAAUUUCUAAUAAGCAUCUGGAGUCAUUUCCAACAGUGGUUGAUAAAGGAAAAGCUAUUAUGGUUGAUUCUCCAUCUCAAACCCAUAUGGGUGUUGAUGUCAAUGGUACCACUGGUCUUCAACCAGCAGCUCUACAGCAUGAAUCUUAG
Messenger RNA from Ilex paraguariensis (yerba mate), 393 nucleotides. The record is from the annotation of a GenBank genome assembly. Lineage: Eukaryota; Viridiplantae; Streptophyta; Magnoliopsida; Aquifoliales; Aquifoliaceae.